AUGGCACAACUGGAUGGAGUGGUGGCAGUGUGUGGUGAAUCAGACGGUGGCACUUCGAAGCCUGGAGGAGCGGUGGUGGAGGCGACGGAAGCCAGGGUUGGUGCAGACAGAGGUGUGGAGUCUGAAAUCUGGGGCUGGGCCACUGGAGUCAUGCUACUGCGAGCGGCGUGGCGCCGGCGCCGCCCACGUAAAGGCGGAGAGCGGCGCGCGCGACGGCACAGUGUCUGCGGCGCCGGCGUGCCGAGCGGACGACGCGGAGUCUGCGCCUGCGAGGCCCAGCUGCGACCAGCGCACGCCGCGAUGCGCGCCCCGCCGCUGCCGCCCCCGCCGCUGCUGCUGCUGCUCCUGCUGCUGCUGCUGGCGCGCUGCUGCGUCCUCUCCGAUUGCUACAACAAAACUUCACUUGGAUACAGGGCAAAAAUAAUUUUGGUGAAGAAAGCUUUGCCACCGAUGAUCCACCACUUUUUGGCUGAUAUCGACCGUCAGAUGUCAUUCUUCGACCAGCACUUCGGCUUGGGGCUGAUACAUGACGACUUGCUUUUCCCUCAUCUGUCUCUCGUUCCUGCUCUGUCUGGUCACUACAGACCAUGGUGUCAUUUGGCAGCUAGUGACUCUGUCGUAUCUGCCAUCCAGAACAACAAAGAUGGCUUCAAGGUUAAUCUAGACGUCCUGCAGUUCAAACCGGAGGAACUGACGGUAAAAGUGGUGGGUGAAAGAGUGGUGCCAGAGACAAAACAUGAAGGGCGUCGAGAUGAGCACGGUUACAUAUUGCGCCACGUGCAGCUUCCCUAUUUGCUGCCGAAGGACGUAGUGACUGAACAGGUGCAGACGCAACUGUCAUCGGAUGGUGUCCUCACAAACGCAACAAACAAGGCUAUCCCUCCAGCAGAGGGCGGUGAGCGAGUAGUACAAGUUGUGCAGACGCGUGUUCCAGCAGUUACCAUCCAGCAACAGCAGGGAGGAGAGAAGAUGGAGCAGUGA
Messenger RNA from Schistocerca americana (American grasshopper), 981 nucleotides. RefSeq lists its product as uncharacterized. Gene Ontology annotation, molecular function: protein folding chaperone. Lineage: Eukaryota; Metazoa; Arthropoda; Insecta; Orthoptera; Acrididae. The record is from RefSeq and is a predicted model, not a curated record. Gene Ontology annotation, biological process: protein refolding; response to heat.